GCGCGUUCCUUUUUGAUCCGCGUGCCCGUGGGUUUGCCCGUGUGUCUACGCCGAGGGGUUACAUCUGGGAAGAGAAAUGCCGUCAAAGAUGAUCGUUGACACCGUAGAACAAGCGAUGGAGGAGGCUGCAGACGCCGUCGCCGAGGUUAAAACCCUGAAGAAUAAGACCAAGGAGGGCAAGAAGUUGAAGAAGAAGAAGCAGUUGGAGGAGAAGGAGGAGCAGGAGGACCCAAACUGUGAACCUCCAGCACCAAAGAAGAAAAAGAAAAAAGACAAGCUGGCAGAGGACCAAGUGAACGGCCAAGAAGUCAUAGACAUGAAUGGCAACAGUUAUGAUAUUGAAACACCAAAGCAGAAGACUGGAGGAGAUGCAGAGAAGAAGAAGAAGAAGCAAAAGAAAUCCAUCACAGAGGCAGAAAUCAAUGGACAUUCCGACCCGAACACGCCCGUCCAGACACCCGUCCAGACGCCCAUCCAGACCCCCAUCCAGACCCCAUUACAGUCAAGUGAAGAGUCAGCCAGUGACAGUGAAAAAGAAACGGAGGAGACACUAGAGCAGAAGGAAGGGGCCUUCUCCAACUUCAGGAUCUCCGAUGUCACCAUUGGUAAACUGAAAGCUCGGGGAGUCUCUUACCUCUUCGACAUUCAGGUGAAGACAUUUAAUCCUGUGUUUGAUGGGGAAGAUGUAAUCGCUCAAGCCCGAACAGGAACAGGAAAGACUUUCUCCUUUGCCAUCCCUUUGGUGGAGAAGCUCCAGGGGGAUUCAGUGCCACCUACCAGAGGCCGAGCUCCCAAGGUCCUGGUGUUGACUCCAACCAGAGAGUUGGCUAUCCAAGUCGCUAAGGACUUCAAAGACGUCUCCAAGAGACUGUCUAUUACCUGUUUCUAUGGAGGCAGCUCAUACAACCCACAGCUCGAUGCCAUCCGUAAUGGUAUAGAUAUUUUGAUUGGAACCCCCGGUCGUAUCAAAGACCACCUCCAGAACAAUAAACUUGACCUCUCCAAACUGAAACACGUUGUUCUGGAUGAAGUUGACCAAAUGUUGGACAUGGGUUUUACAGAACAGGUCGAAGAAAUUUUGUCUACGUCAUAUGAUAAAGACAGUGACUCCAAUCCCCAGACUCUGCUGUUUUCGGCCACCUGCCCCCCCUGGGUCUACGAUGUGGCCAAGAAAUACAUGAGACCAGAAUGCAAACAUGUUGACCUGAUUGGCAAGAAAACGUCAAAAGCUUCAACAACUGUGGAACAUCUGGCCAUAGCCUGCCACUGGUCACAGCGUGCAGCCGUGUUAGGUGAUGUGAUCCAGGUUUACAGCGGCAGCCACGGCAGAACCAUUGUGUUCUGUGAGACAAAGAAAGAUGCCAACGAACUUUCCAUGAAUGCAUCCAUCAAACAGAGUGCACAGUCCCUCCAUGGUGAUAUUCCUCAGAAACAGAGAGAGAUUACGUUGAAGGGCUUCAGGAAUGGGACCUUUGAGGUUCUGGUCGCCACUAACGUUGCAGCCCGUGGACUUGAUAUCCCUGAAGUCGACCUGGUCGUCCAGUGUUCUCCACCAAAGGAUGUAGAGUCAUACAUCCAUCGUUCAGGACGUACGGGCCGCGCAGGCAGGACUGGAGUCUGCAUCUGUUUCUACCAGAGGAAAGAAGAGGACCAGCUGCGCUACGUAGAAAACAAAGCGGGGCUCACAUUCAGACGAGUUGGCGUUCCCACUGCCAAUGAUAUCAUCAAGUCGUCAAGCAAGGACGCUGUCAGGUUUCUGGACUCUGUUCCUGUCACAGCUGUUGAAUACUUCAGAGCAUCAGCUGAAAAGCUGAUUGAGGAGAGGGGAGCAGUUGAUGCACUCGCUGCUGCACUGGCCCAUAUUUCUGGAGCCACAAGUCUGGAGCAGAGGUCACUGCUGAACUCUGAUGCAGGUUACACCACUAUGCAGUUGGUGUGUUCUCAGGAGAUGCAUAAUCUGGGUUACGCCUGGAGAUCCAUCAAAGAACAACUUGGUGAAGAGUUUGAGAACCACAUUAAAGGAAUGACCUUCCUCAAAGGCAAAAUGGGAGUUUGUUUCGAUGUCCCAUCUGACAAAGUCAAGGAGGUUCAGGACAAUUGGAGUGACUGUCGCCGUUGGCAACUCACUGUAGCCACAGAGCUCCCAGUGCUGGAGGAGAAGCAGUUCAGUAACCGUGGCGACAGAGGCUUUGGUGGCGGUAAUCGCGGUGACAGAAGAGGAGGGUUCAGAGGUGGAAGGGGACGGAGUUUCGGGGGAAGUGGUGGCCGUGGCGGCGGUGGCGGCUAUGGCAACAACAGAGGAGGACACAAACGGAACUUCAGUCAAGCUUUUGAUUACUGAAGUUUCAACCUGUGGACUCGUAUGACUGACUGUGGCUCAUCUAGACUGGCGGUGGUUUUUAUUGGCUGUCAGUGAUAAGGCUUGAUGUGUGGCUGGUGGAACUCUCCAUCAUGAUACAAGAAAAAUUGUAAGCUGUCAAUUAUUCACAAGUUUAAUGCACAGAAUUGACAAAUUAUAGAUUUGCAAAUUUAAAGUAAACUAUGUUAUCUGAAGAAUUGGAACUAUUUCCAAGUAGCCACAUCCAAAGGGUUUAAGAUCAGAUUUUCUGUGUCAGUAUAUUAACACAGUACCCCUGGAAGCCAUUUUGUAAUGCCUUAUCUGUGUUUCUUUUCGAUGACACCUUAGAUGAAACUCAUGAAAUGACAUGUUCAUAGAUAAAUUAAUACGUAAUUCACUUGCUGUCUUAAAUGGCUCAAAAAUACUGGCAAAUCAGCCCAUAUUAAAAGUUUGGCAUCAUGUGAAGACAUAGAUUGGAAGUUUAAACAUGUCAUUCAUUGAGUUUUACAUAAAGUGUCACUCAUUUCUUCUUUUCAUACUGGGCGUUUGGGGAACAGUGGCAGCAACCACACUCGAGUCUUUGUGCUAGAAGAUGAACCGUAACACCUUCAAACAUGACUACACCAGAGAACUCUUGAGUGGUAAGGGGCACUUUACUGCAGACACUGUCACAUAACACAGAAAACAGUGAUUAAAUGGGUAUUAACCUUUACAGUUGUGCAGCCUUCCCAUCAGCUGAAACCUCCCCAAAAUAUAUUGGAUGAUUGCUUUGCAAUUGCCUCUAUUUAAUAUCUGUCUACUGCUUUCAUUCAUUUGAAUGAAAUGACUUAUUCAUUAAAAAAAAGGUCAACGCA
This is a messenger RNA of Scophthalmus maximus (turbot), 3192 nucleotides long. RefSeq names its product DEAD (Asp-Glu-Ala-Asp) box helicase 21 (gene ddx21). The transcript is spliced from 16 exons. NCBI's taxonomy places the organism in Eukaryota, Metazoa, Chordata, Actinopteri, Pleuronectiformes, Scophthalmidae. The record is from RefSeq and is a predicted model, not a curated record. Bases 77 to 2341 code for a protein of 754 amino acids. Gene Ontology annotation, molecular function: ATP binding; RNA binding; RNA helicase activity.